CUGAUUUCUCUCCCGCCUGAAGUUUUCCAAUUAGCUCCGACACUGACAGACGCUGCUGCGGGUUCCAGCUGCAGCAGGACUUGAUGAUGGAGUAUCUGCAGACCCGGUGAGUUGGAGCAGGUGGCCGGCCUCUUGAGGUGCUUUCCUCUCUGUAGAUGCUGAAGAAGUUCAGUCGCCAUGAGCUGAGCAAAUGGAAGCCCAGCAGGUCCCUGUGCUGCAGCUCCUCCACAGCCAUCAUGACAGGCAGCUGCACUGAAACCACACCGAGCAGCGCGGGGAGGAACGGGUGCGGCCCCAGCCCUGACACGAAGGAGGCGAAACCCAAAAAGUGCUGCUUCUCCGCGCUGUUUGCCGUUUCUGAAGAAGAAGAGCUCUAUGGGGAGUACCAAGAGAACCAAGGCGGCUCGGGCAGACGGGAGGCCACGCGCCUGCUGACAGAGAGACAGAUCAAGAAACAUGGCAGCCAUCCACGCAGCAGCCACGGGAGGACACGACAUGGCCGCUGUAGCCACGGUCAAAAUGGAAACCACAGUCGACACGGACAUCAGCACAGCUACCACAGCAGGCAGAGGAACAGGCGUCAGUCCAACAUGGAGACGGAGGCUGCAGACGAGCAAACAGCCGAACCCGACCUCACGUCAUCUUUAAAGAAGGAACGCUCCUACUCCAAGUGCAGAGACUGUAUAGCACGGGUCCAGAGGUUCCUUGUGACCAGGCUGGGAGAAGACUGGAUCUUCCUUGUUCUGUUGGGCAUCACGAUGGCACUGGUCAGCUGGACAAUGGACUACGCCAGCGCAAAGAGCCUGCAAGCCUAUAAAUGGAUUCACGGGGAGCUGAGGGGGAACAUCCCGCUGCAGUUCCUGGCCUGGGUUUCAUACCCCCUGAUGUUCAUCCUGUUCUCCUCCCUCUUCUGUCACCUGGUUUCUCCUCAAGCUAUCGGUUCUGGUAUCCCGGAGUUGAAGACCAUCCUGAGAGGAGUGGUGCUAAAGGAAUAUUUAACUCUGAAGGCCUUUGUUGCUAAAGUCAUCGGUCUGACUGCUGCCCUGGGCAGCGGGAUGCCUGUAGGCAAAGAGGGCCCGUUUGUUCACAUUGCCAGUAUCUGUGCUGCCGUGCUCAGCAGGUUCAUGUCCUUCUUCUCAGGAGUUUAUCAGAAUCCAUACUGUUACACAGACAUCCUGACAGUCGGCUGUGCGGUCGGGGUGGGCUGCUGCUUCGGUACUCCACUUGGAGGCGUGCUCUUCAGCAUAGAGGUAACAUCCACGUACUUUGCCGUGAGAAACUACUGGAGAGGAUACUUCGCUGCUACGUUCAGUGCCUUCAUAUUCAGAGUGCUCUCUGUGUUCAACAAAGACGCCGUCACCAUCACUGCUCUGUUCAGGACAAACUUCCGCAUGGAUUUCCCUUUCGACCUGCAGGAGCUGCCGGCGUUCGCCAUCAUCGGGAUCUCCUGCGGGUUCCUGGGAGCGUUCUUCGUCUAUCUCAACAGACAGGUGGUGCUGUUCAUGAGGCGACCCAACGCCAUGACCCGCUUCCUGACCAAAUACCGGCUGAUCUUUCCCGCCGUAGUAACGCUGGUCAUCGCCACCUUGACCUUCCCGCCUGGGUUUGGACAGUUCAUGGCAGGAGAGCUGAUGCCCAGAGAGUGCAUCAGUUCUCUGUUUGACAACUUUACGUGGACGAAGAUUUCGGGAUCUCCUCUUCCGGUCGGCCUGGGUCGCUCUGCUGCCUGGCUGCACCCCGAUGUCAGCGUCUUCCUCAUCCUGCUGCUCUUCUUCAUCAUGAAGUUCUGGAUGUCUGCCGUGGCCACCACCAUGCCCAUACCGUCCGGAGCCUUCAUGCCUGUCUUCAUACUGGGAGCUGCGUUCGGCAGGCUCGUUGGGGAGAUCAUGGCCACGCUGUUUCCUCACGGGAUCGUGUUUGAUGGCAUCCUUUACCGCAUCAUCCCCGGAGGGUACGCAGUCAUUGGAGCGGCAGCCUUGACCGGGGCUGUGACUCACACCGUGUCCACAGCGGUUAUCUGCUUCGAGCUGACAGGUCAGAUCUCCCACAUCCUGCCCAUGAUGGUGGCAGUAAUCCUGGCCAACAUGGUGGCUCAGGGCCUGCAGCCGUCCCUGUACGACUCCAUCAUCCAGGUCAAGAAGCUGCCGUACCUGCCGGAGCUCGGCUUUGGCCACAUGAGCCAGUACAACAUCUUUGUAGAAGACAUCAUGGUGACAAAGGUGAAGUUUAUAUCGUCUCAGUCCACGUACAGAGAGGUCAAACUCCUGCUGGACUCCUCCUCGCUCAAAUCAAUCCCACUGGUCGACUCAAAAGAUUCUAUGAUCCUAUUGGGCAGCAUUGACAGGUUGGAGCUUCUGGCUCUCUGUGAUUGGUGGCUGUCACCAGAGAGAAGGCUCCUGAUGCAGGGUCGGAGCCUGCAGGAGCAGAACCUGCCUCACAAACACAGCUGGGAGUCCUUUGCUUUCGUUGAUGAGGAGGAAGAGGAGGAUGGGGAGAAGGGCAGCCCGGUGCAGGAGGAGAGGAACGGCCCUCUGCCUCCUCCAAAGCCUCAGGAGCCUUCCUCAAACCACACUGCUCCUGUUCCUGGUCAUCUACAGUCUGUGAGGAAAACACUCAGGAAUCUCUUCACCUCUACGAGCAGACAGACAGAGGGACAGUCACAGGAGCCCUGUCCUCCUCCCCUGUCAGACACCAUGACACCAGAGGAGAUCAAAGCGUGGGAAGAGGGAGAGACGGACAAGCCGAUGGAAAUCGAUGAGAUACGAGUGGACCCUUCCCCUUUCCAGCUGGUUGAGAGAACGUCAUUACACAAGACUCACACUUUGUUCUCACUGCUGGGGCUCAGUCAUGCUUAUGUGACCAGUAUCGGCAAACUGGUGGGAGUAGUGGCGCUGAAAGAGCUCCAGAAGGCCAUCGAGGGCUCCACGCGCUCCGGCGUCCGGCUCCGUCCUCCUCUCGCCAGUUUCCGCGACAUCAGCAAGCACAACUCCGUCACCAAACCUCCAACUUCUACUCCUUCCUCUCCGACCUCUGCAUCCUCUCCAUCAGCUCCUACCGCUGCCCAGCCUCCUUCCUCCUCUCCCCCUCACCAUCACCACCACCACCACCACCACCAUCAUCAUCAUCGUUGCCAGGAGAACGAAACGGAGGUGCGGAUCGAGGGCGUGAAGCAGGAGGUGGAGGAGACCAGCAUCUGCAGUGCGGGGAGCGGCGGUGGCAGCAGCACGGGGGCCUGCACUUCACUCAGUAGGAGUUGUAGCUAUAACAGCAACCUCAACCUUCCUCCUUCCUUCACUCCUCCCCCAGUCCCUUCCUCCUCCACUCCACCUCCUCCUCCUCCUUCUUAUCCACCUCCCCCUCCUUCCCCCUUCAUCCCUCUCUCCACCCUGAGACCCACACAGGGACUCUUUGACAGCGACGAUGAGCCAAUGGUGUAGAUCAGACAGGUGUGAUGGUUAUGUUUUUUAUAAUGGAAAACUUUUUUAAUGGUGUGAGUUGUUGUUUUGUUUUUUUUCUUCUGUUCUUAAUUUGUGGCUCCGGUCUUUGGAAACUCAUUUACCUCUUUCUGUCACCACCAGAGCAAACGCUGUGUUUGCUUGAAGCUACGCCGAGUUAGGGAGUUUAUCCCGCCCUCACUGCUCCUGUCUGUCAAACCUGCUCACCCCAACCUGUCCGUCACUUUCUUAAGAAGUUGUGUAUGUUUUUUUUGAUACGUGUCCGGUCGCGCUUCCUCCUCAUUUUCUCUUUCUCAUUGAUUUACUGAACCCCAGACUGAAGUUGCUGCUAAUAUCCCCUGUUUUAAAUAUUUAUACCAAAGAUUCUUCCACGAUUAUUUCCCUGUGAGCGGGCGAUCGCGUCCAAAUCAGCAUUAAAGGGAAACGUUGCUGAUUUCCAACCUGCUUUGUGUCUUAACAAUGUCUGGAUGCAGUGAUUGAAAUUGUUACUGUCACUUACAGUCAAUUGAUUAGCUGUGCGUUAAGAGCAACAGAGCAGGGAAAGGAGCGCUGCAGUGUUUCUUAAUUAAUGCUGAGCCAAACAGCAUGUAAGAGCAGAACACCUGCAAAAACCAAAUGUGAUAUUCAUCCAUCUGUAUUCUUGUGAAAUACAUUAUAAUACAUUAUAAUUAUGAAACCGUUAGAUCAGGAUUUUUCUUCGUGCCACCAAAAUCUAUAAUGGAUUUCACGUCCCUUCGUGUUGCCUGCACCCAGAGCUUCACUUGUUGCUGUUCAAACUGCAAAUUGUCCUUUUGAAUUUUUUGGCACGCUGAACUUCACCGACAGUCGGAUUGAGAGAAGAAAGCUGGUUGAAAUUCAGCGACGUUUCCCUUAAAGGCAACUACUGUUGAAACUCUGAAAAGUAAUUUGUUGCUUGUGCCAUCUUGAGCAAGAUAAACCCGACCGUUAAAUCGUAGAUAGAAAACAUUACUGAGGAAUAAAUAUACAACAUGCUGCGAUCAUUUGCAUCGUGCCAGUUUUGAUUUGGAUUAAUUAGACUGUGUCACCGUGUCCUCCAGCACAGUGAACCCACUGAACCUCUGCACAGUAGCUCUGUGUUUCCCAAUCUUUUAUGUGUCUUUUUU
Larimichthys crocea (large yellow croaker) is the source of this 4579-nucleotide messenger RNA. RefSeq names its product chloride channel protein 1. The transcript has 26 exons. Gene Ontology annotation, molecular function: voltage-gated chloride channel activity. Gene Ontology annotation, cellular component: plasma membrane. Lineage: Eukaryota; Metazoa; Chordata; Actinopteri; Sciaenidae. The coding region runs from base 156 to 3437 and encodes 1093 amino acids. The record is from RefSeq and is a predicted model, not a curated record. Gene Ontology annotation, biological process: chloride transport; transmembrane transport.